GAGAAACAAUGGUGUCGUCUAGAGAAAGUGAGGGUUUGUGUGAAUUGGAAUUCAGACAUGCCACUUCGCUUUCAACGCAAUUUUCAGUUUGUGGACUCUGAGAACACGAUUCUGAAGUUUCGCUUUGAACGACUUCGCAACUUCUGCACCAAAUGUGGAUCUCUGAAGCAUGAUGCUAAGGAGUGCUCAAUCUCUUUUGAUGAUCCGCCGGUGGACGAUAGUGAUGAUGACAAUGAUGAUGAUGGUAAUCAACCAGAGAACGUGAUUGCUCCUGCAUUUGAGACUGAUACGUUGCAAACAACCACUCCUGAGGUCCAGAUUCCUGGCCUGCAACAAACUAAGGGGUUCACAGAGUUCAUCAUUACUGAAUCUGAUGAGUCCUCUCUUCCAAGUGCCUUUGAGGACACAGAAUUAACAGCAGAACGGCUUCGCUACUUGUACAACAAGUUCGCAAAAGGGAAGGAGCAGCAAGACUUAAUCUCUCCAAUUAAAAAGGAUGUUGCAGGUAUGGUCAAGGACUCACCCAACAACAAGCGCAAGAGGACUGACUUGGAAGCCUUUUAUCAACAAUGUGAAGCAGCUGAAGAUCUGACGAUCCUAAGUCAGAUAAAGAAGAAGGAGAAGGCUGAAUCUGCAGGCUCUUGCUCUGGGAAUUCAAUGGACAGAGGCGCGGGGGGCCCGGUACCCCCAUUGUUUCCUCCAUGAGAGUCCUUUCAUGGAACUGCCAGGGCAUCUGUUCGCCGAUGACCCAAGAUCGUCUGAAGCGUUUAUGUCGUAUUUUAAAACCUGAUGUGUUAUUUCUUUGUGAAACUUUAAAUAGUUGUAAUGUUGUUCGUGAUUUCUCUUCUGUUUUAGGAUUUCAAAACUUAAUAACUGAGCCCCCUCAUG
Arabidopsis arenosa is the source of this 888-nucleotide messenger RNA. The record is from the annotation of a GenBank genome assembly. Lineage: Eukaryota; Viridiplantae; Streptophyta; Magnoliopsida; Brassicales; Brassicaceae.